Physella acuta is the source of this 4031-nucleotide messenger RNA. Its product is annotated as male-specific lethal 3 homolog. Gene Ontology annotation, biological process: chromatin organization; regulation of DNA-templated transcription. Gene Ontology annotation, cellular component: MSL complex; NuA4 histone acetyltransferase complex; nucleus. Lineage: Eukaryota; Metazoa; Mollusca; Gastropoda; Physidae. The record is from RefSeq and is a predicted model, not a curated record.
CUGUUCUCUCCUUUCAUUUGUUUACAGUGGCAGUUUUCGUACUUUCCCUCUCGUAAAAUGGCAGGAAGAAAUGUUAGAUUCGAAUAUGAUGUAGGAGAGAUUGUUCUAUGCUUUGAACCAGAUGCAACUAAAGCUAGAGUUUUGUAUGAUGCUAAAGUGGUGGAGCAAAGGUUUGUUAAAGAUGCGAAUGGGAAAAAGAAACCAGCUUACGUUGUCCACUUUCAAGGCUGGAAUAGCAGCUGGGACCGACAAGUUGGUGAGCACUACCUGCUGAGGAACACAGAUGAAAACAGGGAGCUGAUGAGAAAACUGGCAGAAACUGCCAAAAAAUUUAGCCGCAAAAAUAGCCAAAGACGUCGGAAGAUCAAUGGCAUCUUGCAUGAAGCAUUUGGGGGAGCACCGCCAGAGUUUGACACCAUCAGUGAAAGUGAGGAGUCUGAAGAGGAAUCUGAUUCUGGCAGGAAAAUAGCCAGAGUUAAAACAGGACCAGAAAGAAAGAGACAGAAAACUAGCAUUGUGGAGUUUGAAAUGCCUGACAGUUUAAAAGUUCAGCUGGAGGAUGAUUAUUUUCUCAUCAACAAAAAGAACAAGCUUACUCGCAUACCAGCCAAGCCUUGCAUUCUAGACAUCCUGGAGAGCUUCAUGAAGACAUUCUGUGUAAACUACCUGUGUGAUCCUUCAGGUGGUCGGGAGAAAACUCGAACAAGUAGCAGCAAACACACCUUAAAGUGUCCGCCUGAUAAGUGUGUAUCUCUGUGUAAAGAGUUUGUAGACAGCCUUCGGAUCAUCUUUGACUUCACCCUACCCAUCAUCCUCCUGUACGCAGCUGAGCAACAGCAGUACGAAACAGCAAUGAAAGACAUCAAACAUUCAGACCUACAUGCUAAAGAAAAAGAAGUGGCGUCAUCGUCGUCUUCAUCAUCUGAGCUCCCCCAGAAAGGGACACCCAACUCAAACUGCAAAACUGAGCGGGCAACCCGGCAGCAUCACCAUCAAUCACCCUCCUCCCCAUCAGCGGCGGAGCCAUCGUUCCGUCGCAUCACCAGACGCAGUCUGCACGAAACCACCAAAGCCGACAAGAACAAUUUAAAAUCAAAACCGUCCACUUCCUCUAACUCAGCCGACCACAGGAACAGCAAACACUCGGAACAUUCUCCGCCCAAAACCCCGCAUCCCCCGGACGAGCCGGUCAUCCCCAUAGCGUCACGGACGCGGCGGAGAGCCCAGUUUGAGGUGGUGGAGUUGUCCAGCGGUAUUAUCAUCAAACAGGAACCUGUUAGUGAGAAUGACAUGAACACAGUACUGGAGUUGCCUGGUACAAGUCAGCAUGAACUGUAUCACAGUAAUGGACAGGAAGUGGCCUGUAGCGCUGCUGGUACUGAGAGCUUGACCCUGGGCUCGUCUAAAGGACGGGAAGACGCCAUGGACAGAAUUCUUGGCUGGCAGCUGUUGCCUCAAGAAAUUCGGACGAACGGGCCAGUCACACCAUCACAAAUUUAUGGGACAGUCCAUUUACUGAGGAUGUUUGUAAAGUUGCCUGAACUACUGAAGAAGAUGCACAUGAAAGAUGUUCAGCUACAGAUUAUUAUCAAAUUUAUUCACCACUGUUUGCAAUAUCUGGUUGAUCAUCAAAGUGAGCUGUUCCAUGACAGUACGUACAUUAAGGCAUAGAGUAUUUCAUAUAAGGCAAGAAUCAUAUGUUUAUCAAGGCAUUGCUUUGUACAGGCACCAACCAAGGCACAGCCGUGUACGUAUGCAUUAAGGCACAGCUAGGUGUAUAAAUCAUUUGUGUAUCUGUAUGUACAUCAAUUUAAAGCAGAGCUGUGUAUGUACUCAUUGUUGUAUACAUACAUCAAUUAAUGUUUAUUAAUUAAAAGCAUCUGUAUAUGUACAUCAGUUAAGCCAUAUAUGUGUGUUACUGUAAAAUCCUGCCUCUGUUAUUAUUUUCAACAUGGUAUAUUAGCCUCAUAAUACAUGCCAUUUUAGAUGAGUGGAAUUUGAAUCUUCUAUAAAUAAAUAGAAAUAUCUAUAAAAUUGAAAGUUAAGUAACAUUUAUACAUCUAUGUAGAUCAUUUAAAGUAACAACCACUGAUUAGGUGCUGCCAUUAACUGGAAUUUAUAGGAAGUAAAACUAUUUAUGGGACGGCGGGGCCUAGCGGUGGAGAGCUACACUGCUAACCUGAAAGUCUCUAGUUCGAAAUCAAAUUAAGUCUAUAGAACAUCCCUGAGUCCACCCAACUCUGACGGGCACCAAACUCAAGCAAAAGAAAGUAUAGUACUAACCACACUACACACUUGUCCCAUGGACUGUCAGGUUCGAAAAGGGAACUUUACUUUUAAAACUAUUUUUUUAAAAACCCAUACGAUCCAACAAAUAAUGUGUCAAUCUUUGGUCUAGAACAAAUAAUUUAAGCAGGUAAACAACCAACCAUUUAAAAUAUAUCUCAAUGAUGUUUUUUUUCUUUAAGGUGUAAAUAUAAAUCUUUGAAUUGCCUCAUCCUUAAAUAUCAAAUCUAAAAAUUGGAAACCGUAUACAAUCAGUUCAUUGUUGCCAUUUUAUGUAUACAUUGUUUCAGUGCCCACCAUGUUUACUUGAUGCAAAAAGUGUAAAAAAAAAUAAUUCACAUUUGUAUUGCUUUCUUUUUGUCAGAUUAAUGUUACAGGCUUUAGUUUCAGAAAACAAUAACCCAAUUUAAAAAUAGCUUGGUAAAAUCUAAUAUUUUUAAAAUACUAUUUUAAAAUAAAAAAAUUAUUUCCUUUUUGCCCCUUUUAAAAAAAAUUAUGUGAUCUAAAAACGAAAAUGCUUUGAUUGAAGUUUAUUAAUAUACUUAAUUUUCUAUCAGUAGUAAUUAUAUUAAAACUUACCUGGAAAAUUUUCUAUCUGCAUUUUGGAAGAUAAAAUUCUGUGGUAAUUUUUAGUUAAUGCUGUAAUGUAUUAUAAAUAUGAUUCUUAUAUAAAUAAUAAAGAAUUUGCUUGUAUUGUUUGUAAAUAUCUACUGUAUUUAAUGUUGUUAUAUAAGGCACAGCAACACCCUAUUUUUGUUGCAGUAAGUUAAGUGUUGCAAACAUGCUAAUCAAUUAUAUUUUUAAAACAUUGAAUAUAAAAGAUUGUUUCAUUAAAUGCUUGUCAACUUUUAUAAAAGUUAAGCCCAAGCUGUAUCAGCUUGCAGAUAGCUCUACAUCAUUUUAAACUGUUUCAUAUUCAUUGAUGUUAAAUACUAGAAAUUCAUCAAAAUUUCAUGUUUACUAUUCAUUGCGAUGAAAUCAAAGAUAAAGUGUUUGGACUUCUCAUGUACAUCUUUUAAAUUAAUGUAUGUUGUAAUGGCAAGUAAAUGAUGUAAUUCAUCUGAUUCACUGGUCCAAAAUGUAAUCUGUUAUACAGCUAAUUCAAGAUGUUUUUAUAUUAUCUUGAGCUGUUUAUUAAUUUUUAUUCUGUAAUUUUUUUUUAAAUAUUUUCAUUUAACCAUGUCGGUUUGUGAGUGUAAUGUAGUGAUUCACUUACAAAUUAUAGGUUCUGAGUUCAAAUCAUGGUUACCUAACUGGUAUUAAGUAUGGCAGUGGUAUACUUCUGUCCAUCUUUGUUAAUUGAAAUCAGUCAUGAAGCUAGCUAUACUAAAUGUAAUUUUUUUCAUUACUUCUAACUGGUUGGUUAUAGCAUUUUACAUUUAAUAACAUCCCCCUGAGUAUAAUUUUCUAUUGAAUUGGAUCUAAGCUUCCCCUCCCCUCACUAAGCAGAUAAAACCAAUUUUACCCAUAUAAUCACUAUUCAAAAAAUGUCUUUAACUACUUUAGUUAGUAAAUAUAAUUAACCCAACACCAUAAUAUUUAAAAAUAUUUUCCUAAUUGAAUUUUUUUUUAACUUCAGUAACAAAUUUCGUACUGAUAACAAUUAUAAAAUGUGAUUUUUUUAUUAUUUAACACCACAACUAAAUACUUUACUUGCUUUUAAAAAUUUUAGAUUUUUUUAAAAGACUCAAGUGUAUUUUACAUAAUUAAAUGUAGCCUAUGUAUUUAAGAAAUAAUUGAGGACA